Messenger RNA from Morus notabilis, 1063 nucleotides. RefSeq names its product DNA-binding protein HEXBP. NCBI's taxonomy places the organism in Eukaryota, Viridiplantae, Streptophyta, Magnoliopsida, Rosales, Moraceae. Gene Ontology annotation, molecular function: zinc ion binding; nucleic acid binding. The coding region runs from base 87 to 944 and encodes 285 amino acids. The record is from RefSeq and is a predicted model, not a curated record. The transcript has 5 exons.
CUCACCUUCGCUUCGCAGCCUCCCCUAAUCGAAAAGAAAAACCCUCCUAAACUCCCAAACUCGAUUCUCGUUUUUGCAGACCAAAAAUGGUGAGCAAAAGACAGAAAGAAGCCCGCAAGAGAUUCAAAGUGGCCAACCCAGAACUGUUCCCGAAGCCGGAGCCGACGCCGCCGAAAGACCCAAACAAGAAGAAAAAGAAGAGCAAGUUCAAGCGCGACGAGAAGAAGGCCGACCCAAAAUCUCGCGGCGAUGCGACCAAAAAACUGAUAAAAAAGGGUCUCAGAAAGCACCCUCUUAGAGUUCCAGGCAUGAAGCCCGGCGAAAGCUGUUUCAUCUGUAAAGCCAAGGACCAUAUUGCCAAACUUUGCCCUGAAAAGGCUCAGUGGGAAAAGAACAAGAUAUGUUUGCUCUGCCGAAGCCGUGGGCAUAGCCUGAAGAAUUGUCCCAACAAGAACGAUAAGACUGUGGAUAAGAAGUUGUGUUACAAUUGCGGACAAAGUGGGCACUCGCUUGAUAAAUGUCCCCAACCUCUUCAAGAAGGAGGAACUAAGUUUGCCACUUGCUUCAUUUGUAAGGAGUCUGGACACUUGAGCAAAAACUGUCCUCAAAAUACUCAUGGCAUCUAUCCCAAGGGUGGUUGUUGUAAAAUUUGUGGCGGGGUUACACAUUUGGCAAAAGAUUGUCCUAACAAAGGCAACAGAGAAUCUGCAGCUUCUGAUAAAGCUUCUCGCACAUUUAGCAUAAGUGAUGACAGGCCAAGAGGACAGGUGACCAAAUUCUUUAGUGGGGAUGAUCUUGAGGAUGAUUUCAUGGCAGACGACACAUAUGGUGGUAAAAAAGACAAGUCCACUGAGCCAAAGGCGGGCUCUGGUUCUAACUCACAGGAAAGUAAUUUAAAAUCAGAGAAGAAACAAGGGCCCAAAGUAGUCAAUUUUGUUGGAUAAGGACGGACGAUUUUCUUGAGAUUAAAUCCAUGUAAUCCUUUUUGACUCGUUUGUGUUUAUCAUUUCUCCUACUUUACAAUUUAUUGGACAUGAGUUUAUACUAAUUGUAAUUUAAAUUC